UAGGUGUAGGUCGCGGGAUUGUUACAGUCUGUUAGAAUAUAAAGGAAACAUUAAGUGUAAGCUUAGACAAUGAGGGAAAUAGUUCACAUACAAGCAGGGCAAUGCGGCAACCAGAUCGGCGCAAAGUUCUGGGAGGUUAUAUCGGACGAGCAUGGCAUCGAUCCAACUGGCACGUACCACGGCGACUCCGACCUUCAAUUGGAGCGCAUCAACGUUUACUACAAUGAAGCAACCGGCGGCAAAUAUGUGCCGCGAGCCAUAUUGGUCGAUUUGGAACCCGGAACUAUGGAUUCGGUGCGAUCCGGGCCCUUUGGACAAAUUUUCCGACCCGACAAUUUCGUAUUUGGCCAGUCUGGUGCAGGUAAUAAUUGGGCUAAGGGACACUACACGGAAGGCGCAGAAUUAGUAGACUCGGUCCUAGAUGUCGUCAGGAAAGAAGCUGAGGGUUGUGAUUGUCUUCAAGGAUUUCAGUUGACGCAUUCACUAGGCGGAGGAACUGGGGCCGGGCUUGGUACGCUACUAAUAUCUAAAAUUAGGGAAGAGUACCCCGAUCGUAUUAUGAAUACAUUUAGUGUCGUACCCUCGCCAAAAGUAUCAGAUACGGUAGUCGAACCCUAUAACGCCACACUUUCCGUACACCAACUGGUUGAAAAUACUGAUGAGUCGUAUUGCAUCGAUAACGAAGCUUUGUAUGACAUCUGUUUCCGUACUCUUAAGCUUACCACACCGACCUACGGGGAUCUGAACCAUUUGGUAUCUGCUACAAUGUCUGGUGUGACCACAUGCCUCAGGUUUCCCGGUCAGCUGAACGCAGACUUGAGGAAACUGGCCGUGAACAUGGUUCCAUUUCCUCGUCUCCACUUUUUCAUACCAGGGUUUGCUCCAUUGACGUCUAGAGGCAGUCAGCAAUAUAGAGCUCUGACUGUGCCAGAGUUGACUCAGCAAAUGUUCGAUGCUAAAAAUAUGAUGGCAGCAUGCGACCCUCGCCAUGGUAGAUAUUUAACGGUAGCGGCGGUGUUCAGAGGCCGCAUGUCCAUGAAGGAAGUCGACGAGCAAAUGAUGAAUAUACAGAAUAAGAAUUCCUCUUAUUUCGUUGAAUGGAUUCCGAAUAACGUGAAGACGGCCGUAUGCGACAUACCGCCGAGGGGCUUGAAGAUGUCUGCGACGUUUAUAGGCAACUCCACAGCUAUUCAGGAACUAUUUAAACGUAUAUCGGAGCAGUUUACAGCGAUGUUCAGACGCAAGGCAUUUUUGCAUUGGUAUACCGGCGAAGGUAUGGACGAAAUGGAGUUUACUGAAGCCGAAAGUAAUAUGAAUGACUUGGUGUCUGAAUACCAACAGUACCAGGACGCUACCGCUGAAGAAGAGGGUGAAUUUGAUGAGGAAGAGGAGGGCGGUGACGAAGGAGAUUAGACAGGAAUAUUUUUAUUAUUUUUAUUUUUA
This is a messenger RNA of Papilio machaon (common yellow swallowtail), 1443 nucleotides long. RefSeq names its product tubulin beta chain. Gene Ontology annotation, cellular component: cytoplasm; microtubule. The transcript is spliced from 2 exons. The record is from RefSeq and is a predicted model, not a curated record. NCBI's taxonomy places the organism in Eukaryota, Metazoa, Arthropoda, Insecta, Lepidoptera, Papilionidae. Bases 70 to 1413 code for a protein of 447 amino acids. Gene Ontology annotation, molecular function: GTP binding; GTPase activity; structural constituent of cytoskeleton. Gene Ontology annotation, biological process: mitotic cell cycle; microtubule cytoskeleton organization.